Messenger RNA from Lotus japonicus, 483 nucleotides. RefSeq lists its product as uncharacterized. The transcript has a single exon. The record is from RefSeq and is a predicted model, not a curated record. Lineage: Eukaryota; Viridiplantae; Streptophyta; Magnoliopsida; Fabales; Fabaceae. Bases 1 to 483 code for a protein of 160 amino acids.
AUGCCUCCUAAAUUGCCUCCUAAGAUUAGAAAGUUUGAUUCUGGAUGUGAGAAACGUAAGAAAAAGAAAAGACUUGAUGAGUUAACUCGAUCUCAAUCAGGAGCUCUUAAUAAAUUUAUUAUAAGAGAACCACAAAUUCCCAUUGAAAAUCAAAAUGUUGAUGUUGGAAUUAUUGAAAAGAUGGUUUCUAUUGAAAAUAUGGAGGAAAAUGAUAAUGUUAAUGCUACCGAAAAUGAUAAUUUAGAUGCUGAAGAUAUGGAGAAAAAUGCUAAUGUUAAUGCUACUGAAAAUGUUAAUUUAGAUGCUGAAGAUAUGGAGGAAAAUGCUAAUGUUAAUGCUACUGAAAAUGUUAAUUUAGAUGCUGAAAAUAUGGAGGAAAAUGCUAAUGUUAAUGCUACUGAAAAUAUGAAUUUAGAUGUUGAUAAUGCUAAUGACAAUGGUGAUGAUAUAGACAUAUAUGGGAUACUCUUGAGUCUAGAAUGA